Messenger RNA from Oryza brachyantha (malo sina), 1379 nucleotides. RefSeq lists its product as uncharacterized. The transcript has a single exon. The coding region runs from base 97 to 1131 and encodes 344 amino acids. The record is from RefSeq and is a predicted model, not a curated record. Gene Ontology annotation, biological process: phosphatidylinositol phosphate biosynthetic process; protein localization to plasma membrane. Gene Ontology annotation, cellular component: plasma membrane. NCBI's taxonomy places the organism in Eukaryota, Viridiplantae, Streptophyta, Magnoliopsida, Poales, Poaceae.
CCUCGCUCGCACGCAUUCCUUUUCUCACCACAGACACGAUCACCCUAGCCUCCUCUCCUCCUCCGCCGCCGCCGCUCUGACGACGACGACGACACGAUGACGUCCGACGCGUUGCCGCAGCCCAUCCAGAGCGCCAAGGCAGCCAUGAAUUCUCUCGCCGCCGUCCUCGGCGACGCGCUUCCGGAGUCCCUCGCCUCGGCCGAUGAUCCCGCGGCCGCGCUCCUCCACGACGCCGGCGUCGCCAGGGCCGUGGCCGGGCGACUCCGCGGGGCAGGAUCGGGAGCGGGCAACGACGGGCUCUGCCGGUGGCUCUACGACGCGUUCCAGUCCAACCUCCCGGAGCUCCAGCUCACCGUGCUCCGCUUUGUCCCGGCUCUUGCCGGCGUGUAUAUGUCCCGCGCCGUCUCGAGGAAGCCGCUCGCCGGGUUCGAGGCUGUGCUCCUGGCGCUGUACGCGCACGCGGCGGCGCAGCGGGGCGCGGGGGAGGCCGAAACCGUCGCACUGCCGAACCUGGCAAAUCCCAGCGUGUACCACGACGCGAAGGUGGCCCCCAAGACCAAGGCCGCCGAGCUCGACGUCGCCGUACUCUCCCCCGCGCUGGAGCCCCACCGCACCAUGCGCGCCACCCGCCGCGCCCGGAUCGUCGGGGCCGUGCUGGAGCUCUACCUCGCCAAGCUCGCCCUCAUGCCGCUCUCCUCCAAGAUGGACUUCUGCGAGUUCUGCGUCGCCUGGGCCGGGAACCACAGCAAGCUGGACGACAAGCCGCGCGUCGCGUCUGCCUCCGAGCCCGAAGCCGCCGGCGCCGGCGCCGCCAACACCGCCGAAGAGAAGUGGCGGAGGGUGCCGCUGCCCUGGGAACUGUUCCAGCCGGCCAUGAGGAUCAUGGCACACUGCCUGCUGGGCCCCACGAACUCCGAUGAGCUGAAGGCGCAGGCCGCCCGCGCGGCGGAGUGCCUGUACUGGAGGGCCGCGGAGACCAUGGACGCGCGCGCGCUGCUGGCCACCAGGAGCCUCGUCCGCCUGUCCCAGAUGACGGAGGAGCCGAUCCCAGAGCCGUCCUUCUCCGGUGGCAUGGAGAACAUGGCGGAGCUGGAAGCCAUGAGGGCUAACAUCCUUAGCACCAAGAACUAAACUGAUCAACAGUUGAUCAGUUGUCAGGAUUCCAGUUGUUAGGAUUCAGAAACUUUUGAUCAGAGUUUCAGACACGCUUGAAAUGAAACACAAAUUGUUUUUUUUUUCAGUGAGGUGGAUCCGUGGAUGUAUAAGAAAUUAUGCGUUUAGCGUGCUGCUCUCUCAAUAUUUUUUUUAUUUAAUGUCGCUGAUUUUUGAGUUUAUAUUCACAAGUUCUACAUAAUUAUUAAUUAUUUUUGUUAUGAUUU